AGAGGUAUGAACAUAUUCGACAUUGGAUGACCCCUAUGCAAAAGAGAAAUAUUUUUUCUUUAGACAUGGAUAAAACUGGUAAAAAUAUGCAUUGGUUUGGUCAUUUUGCGUAUCGAAUUUUCACUUACACCUAUAUAUAUAUGUAUUACAUAUGUGUAUGCAUGUGAAAAUCAAAAGUCAAUAAACAGUUUUUCAUAUCCUAUUUAUAGUUCAUAAACAUACAAAUGACUUCGUUACAAAGAAGAAAAAUGACAACAUUGGAAGAUUACUCUUAACGGAAUUAGUGAUGUAUUUUAUGAACUUGACAAGGAAUCAGUUUUCACAUGAAGUAAUUUUCAGAAAGUCAUUUAUUCAAAUCUUUACGGAAAUUCACAAUAUGAGGAUGAACAUGUAACUUAUUUUAUCACUUCUUUUAGAAAAUUCUGGAAAUAUUUUACACAAAUAAGCACGCAAAAGGUUUUGGAAAGCAAUGAAUGAAUAUACAUUGUCUUGUUCAAAAUGAACUUAUCGUCUCAAUCCUUCAACAUUGGUGGUACUUAGAUGACUUUUUCUUUUUCGUAGGAAAUAAUAAGUGAUCCGAAAAAAAAUCAAAAAGUUUGUUAAACACUUUAAUAAAGCACAUUUUAAAGGAUGCAAUCAGUCGAAAGAGCGUUUAUGUUUCACUGUGACGGGAAUUCUGUGGUUGAGGAAGUAAGAAAUAUUUUGAGCAAAUCUGACUUACCCGAGGACUGGACUUCGGAACUUUGGAACAAUUUUGUAACAGAAAUGAUGACAUAUGAAAUGGAUACCCGUCAAAUGAAAAGAAAUUGUGUAGAAGUUUGGCAGGCAUAUGAGAAAAGAUGGCACGAAUUUCUCCCAGACUUAAAAGCGUCAAUGGCCUACCCAGUGUAUGCUGGAAGUUAUGCUGAAGGAAUGCCAAAUGCAUGCGACUUGGAUAUGAUUUGCGUUGCGACUUGGAUCGAUGCUUACGAGUACUUUGGAAAGUUGCGAGAAAAUAUGAACAGUUUGCCUUUCAUUUCCGACCUGUGUCAUCCAGGAUACAUACAAUUGAUUGUUCCAUCUAUUACGCGAAGAUGUUACGACUAUAAAGAUUAUCAGGUAAAGAAGGAUGGACGUCAUCAUUACUUGAGCAGUACGGGUUUUGUUAGAACAAUGAAAGAAUGGGGCACGACUGGGUAUGAUCAUGAUAUAAAUGGCCCAGCUCUAACAGAAGAAGGUGUUGAAGGUACAUCGAAUGACAUCGUGCACGCGAUUAAAUGCGAUAAUUGGCCAUCGUUUGCAAAUGAUGUUUUUCUACGAACAUGCUUUCAUGGCGAUGUUGAGAAAAUAAAACAGUUGAGUGUGUAUGCGGUAGCGACUGGUCAUGCCCUCAGUUUGCAUAACGAUAUAGAAUGGAGACUGUCCUUUACAGAAGCAGAAAAGUUAUUAGUGAGGGAGUGGACGGAAACCCAGUACCAUUGUUAUUAUCUAAUAAAGCAUUUAAAGAUGAUACAUCUAAAAAACGCUGAUGUCUUGUGUUCAUAUUUCAUCAAAACCGUAAUAUUGUGGAUAAGUGACGUCCUACCAAAUGCCAGCUGGAUUCCAUCCCGGCAAAUGGAGUUAUUAUUCAAAACGCUACAUAUUCUCCAGAUUAUGUACAGGAGCCACUACCUACCAAAUUACUUUAUUCCACAGAAUAACAUGAUAGACUACAAGAAUAAAGAAGAUUGUCUGGUUCUAGCAGAUGAGAUAAGAGACAUUCUGUCAUCCGGUCGCAUAAGAAUAGUCAUUGCUGAAUUACUUUGUGAAAAUGAUGUCGAAAGCAUAUUUUUGUCUGCAAAAAACUGGGAUAUAAAAAAUGCCAGAAUUACUUCAUGUAGAAUACUUUGUAAAACCAUUCGUAAAUACUGUGUAAGCUCAUGGACAUUCUGUGAGCAGCUAAUUAUAAACGAGUCGCAGCUUUUGUCAUCGCUAACAACUAUGAUGCCUAUUUGGAAUCGUUCACAGUGCAAAGCAAUGGAAGAAGUUUUAGCAAUUCUAACUCAAAUUGUUUCGUUGGAGUUUACUUGCGCAUUUCGAACUGUAAUCACAAGACAGAUAGCAGACUUUUAUCAUUCGAUUGGUACCAGACAGUCGCGAAAAAAAGCUGAAAUUUUCUACAGAGAGUCUCUUACACUCGUAUAUCCUUGUGAAUUCAAUGAUGGGCAAAUAUCGGGAAGAGUUCAAUUUGCUCUUUUUUACUAUUUGAAUGGAGAUUGUACCGUUGCAUUAUCUGAGAUAAACAAAAUUCAUCCAGCUAUCGUCGAUGCAAUCAAGAAUCUUAAAGUAGACCGUUAUCUUCAACUCUCUUUUCAAGUUUGGCUAAAGGAUAGAUUUGUUCAUGACGAGUUUUUAGCCAUGUUGGUUUCAACAUUAGUAAAGAAUUUUCCUUUUAUAGUCAAUGUAAUUGUCAUCGGCAUAUACGUAAUGAUUAAGUGUAUAGUAAAACUGUGCCCAAAAGAAGGUCAAGAUGACUUUUUGGCUUUGUAUUCUCUUCUGAAAGAAUGCGAGGACCAGCAGUGCACGCCUACGGCAUGUGGUUCAUAUCAAAUGAUCGCAGAUCAUUUAUCAGAUACUGUAAAGGAGAAAUAUCACAUAAUUCCCCUACAACCAACAGUCAAUUAUGUAAUGGCUGCUACCAGGAAUCAGGCUGUUAAGCAGUUUUGGGAUGACCGAUAAAAAAAAACAUCAUUAUAAAUAAACUGAUUUUUUUAAAUACAAAGGAUAUUCUACCAUAGGAAAAACUAUAACUGAUAGGGCGAGACCGAUAUCAUGUUCGAUGCAAUAAAAUACUUGAUAUCGAACUGAUGGGUUUUUUUUUAAUGUCUUAGUAAAAAUCCAUCUUAUUACGAUGGUACUGUUUAAAAGAGUAUUUGAAAAUUGGUUUUUUUUUCGCACAACGUGUUGCGGGGGAAAUAGAAAUACCGGGCGUCUGUCCAUCCGUCCUUCCGUCCGCCCGGUCUUGUUAAUGUCUCACGUGUACAAUUCUAUCCAGAUUUUUAUGAAACUUAUAUCAUAGGUUUAUAUCAGCAAUGUCUUGGACAAGUUCGAAAAUCAGUGCUGAUCAAUUAUUUUUAAAAGAGUUAAGACCCUUGGAAACAUUAAUUAUAUGGAAAAUUGCAUCGUUAGCGCUCUCAUGUGUUCAAUUCUUGCCAGAUUUUUAUGAAACUUAUAGCAUAGGUUUAUAUCAGCAAUGUCUUUGAUAAGUUCGAAAAUCAGUGCCGAUCAAUUAUUUAUGAAAUAAAUAUUAAUUAUAUGGAAAAUUGCAUUGCUAGCGCUUUCAUAUGUACAAUUCUUGUCAGAAUUUUAUUAAACUUAAAUCAUAGGUUUAUAUUAUCAAUGUCUGUGAUGAGUUUGAAAAUCAGUGCCGAUCAAUAAUUUUUAAAAGAGUUAUGCCCCUUAGAAUUAUUUAUUAUAUGGAAAAUUGCCUUAUCAGCGCUAUAAUGUGUACAAUUCUUGCACAUUUUUAUGAAAUUUAUAUUAUAGGAUUAUAUCAUCAAUGUUUUUGACGAGUGCCGAUCAAUUAUUUUUAAAAUUUUAAAGUUAUGCCCCUUGGAAAUAUUGAUUAUAUAGAAAAUUGCAUCGUCAGCGCUCUAAUGAUUUUUUUGCCAGAAUUUUAUGAAACUAAUAUCAUAGGCUUAUAUCAGCAAUGUCUUUGACACUUUCGAAAAUAAGAGCUGAUCAAAUAUUUUUAACGAGUUAUGCCCUUGGAAAUAUUAAUUAUAAUGGAAAACACACUGCAUUUGCUCCGAAGCCUUCAUUUCUCUAAGCUACUAGUAUUAAUAAAAAAGUUUUAAAGCA
Molecule: messenger RNA, 3819 nt
Organism: Mytilus californianus (California mussel)
Lineage: Eukaryota; Metazoa; Mollusca; Bivalvia; Mytilida; Mytilidae
Exons: 2
Coding region: 631-2697 (688 amino acids)
Source: RefSeq, a predicted model, not a curated record